Messenger RNA from Pezoporus flaviventris, 5499 nucleotides. RefSeq names its product astrotactin 1 (gene ASTN1). The transcript has 23 exons. The coding region runs from base 90 to 3773 and encodes 1227 amino acids. The record is from RefSeq and is a predicted model, not a curated record. Gene Ontology annotation, biological process: neuron cell-cell adhesion; neuron migration. NCBI's taxonomy places the organism in Eukaryota, Metazoa, Chordata, Aves, Psittaciformes, Psittacidae. Gene Ontology annotation, molecular function: protein binding.
CCGCACGGGGAGGCGCCGUGCCCCGCGUCCCCGCCCCUCGCCGCCGCCACCGCCCGCCCGGCGCUGUGAGCGCGGCGCGGGGCUCCAAGAUGGCUUUGGCCGGGCUGUGCUCCCUGCUCGCCGGCUGCUGCCUGGCCGCGGGCAGCGGCCCCGCCGAGGCAGCGGCGGAGGCGGCUGCCAAAGAGCUGGAGUGCAAGCUGAAGAGCAUCACGGUGUCGGCGCUGCCCUUCCUGCGGGAGAACGACCUCAGCAUCAUGCACGGCCCCUCGGCCGCCGAGCCCAAGCUGCUCUUCUCCGUACGCAACGACUUCCCCGGCGAGAUGGUGGUGGUGGAUGACCUGGAGAACACGGAGCUGCCUUACUUCGUGCUGGAGAUCUCGGGCAAUACGGAUGACAUCCCACUGGUGCGCUGGCGGCAGCAGUGGCUGGAGAAUGGCACGCUGCUCUUCCACAUCCACCACCAAGACGGGGCCCCCAGCCUGCCCGGCUUCGACCCCACAGAUGAGCCCCAGACCGAGUCGGCAGAGGAGGAACUGAGGAUCCUCCACAUCUCUGUCAUGGGGGGGAUGAUCGCUCUGCUGCUCUCCAUCCUCUGCCUGGUGAUGAUCCUCUACACCCGUCGGCGAUGGUGCAAGCGGCGCCGGGUGCCACAGCCCCAGAAGAGCGCCAGUGCUGAGGCGGCCAACGAGAUCCACUACAUCCCCUCGGUGCUGAUCGGGGGCCACGGGCGGGAGAGCCUGCGCAACGCCCGCGUGCAGGGCCACAACUCCAGCGGGACGCUCAGCAUCCGUGAGACCCCCAUCUUGGACGGCUAUGAGUACGACAUCACGGACCUGCGGCACCACCUCCAGCGCGAGUGCAUGAACGGCGGGGAGGACUUCGCCAGCCAGGUCACCCGCACCCUGGACUCGCUGCAGGGCUGCAAUGAGAAGGCCAGCAUGGACCUCACGCCAGGGAGUGAUAAUGCCAAGCUAUCCCUGAUGAACAAGUAUAAGGACAACAUCAUUGCCACCAGCCCUGUGGACUCAAACCACCAGCAGGCCACGCUGCUGUCCCACACCUCCAGCAGCCAGCGCAAGCGCAUCAACAACAAAGCACGAGCUGGCUCAGCGUUUCUCAACCCUGAGGGGGACUCGGGGACAGAGGCGGACACCGAUCCCCAGCUGACCUUCUACACGGACCCCUCCCGGAGCCGGAGGCGCAGCCGAGUGGGGUCCCCUCGAAGCCCUGUUAACAAGACCACAUUGACCCUCAUCAGUGUGACGAGCUGUGUCAUCAGCCUUGUAUGCUCCUCCCACAUGAACUGCCCCCUUGUUGUCAAGAUCACCCUCCACGUCCCUGAGCACCUCAUUGCUGAUGGGAGCCGGUUCAUCCUGCUGGAGGGGAGCCAGCUGGAUGCCAGUGACUGGCUGAACCCGGCGCAGGUCGUUCUCUUCUCCCAGCAAAACUCCAGUGGGCCCUGGGCCCUGGACCUCUGUGCCCGGCGCCUCCUGGACCCCUGCGAACAUCAGUGUGAUCCUGAGACCGGUGAGUGUCUCUGCUACGAAGGUUACAUGAAGGACCCUGUGCAUAAGCAUCUCUGCAUCCGGAAUGAGUGGGGAACGAACCAGGGGCCUUGGCCAUACACCAUCUUCCAGCGUGGCUUUGACUUGGUGCUGGGCGAGCAGCCAUCCGACAAGAUUUUUCGGUUCACCUAUACCCUGGGGGAAGGUAUGUGGCUGCCUCUGAGCAAGAGCUUUGUCAUCCCACCAGCUGAGCUGGCCAUCAAUCCCUCCGCCAAGUGCAAGACCGACAUGACAGUCAUGGAGGAUGCAGUGGAGGUCAGGGAAGAGCUGAUGACCUCCUCCUCCUUCGACAGCCUGGAGGUCCUCCUUGAUUCCUUUGGCCCCGUCCGUGACUGCUCCCGGGACAAUGGGGGCUGCAGCAAGAACUUCCGCUGCAUCUCAGACCGCAAGCUGGAUUCAACAGGCUGUGUGUGCCCGACAGGACUGAGCCCCAUGAAGGAUGGCACAGGCUGCUAUGACCGUCAUGUUGGCGUGGACUGCUCGGAUGGCUUCAACGGCGGCUGUGAGCAGCUGUGCCUGCAGCAGAUGGUCCCCCUGCCUGACGACCCCCUGCUCUACAACAUCCUCAUGUUCUGCGGGUGCAUUGAGGACUACAAGCUGGGCACAGAUGGGAGGUCAUGCCAGCUCAUCUCGGAGUCGUGCCCUGAGGUGGGGGACUGUGGCGAGCCCCGCGAGCUGCCCAUGAACCAGACGCUAUUUGGGGAGAUCUUCUAUGGCUACAACAACCACUCCAAGGAGGUGGCUGCAGGACAGGUGCUCAAAGGGACGUUCAGGCAGAACAACUUUGCCCGUGGCCUGGAGCAGCAGCUGCCAGAUGGGCUGGUGGUGGCCACAGUACCCCUGGAGAACCAGUGCCAAGAGGAGCUCUCUGACCCCAUGCCCGAUCCUGAAUUCCUCACUGGGAUGGUGAACUUCAGUGAGGUGUCUGGGUACCCCCUUUUGCAGCACUGGAAGGUGCAGUCUGUCAUGUACCAUGUCCGGCUCAACCAGAUGACCAUCUCCCAGUCCUUUAGCAAUGCACUCCACUCUCUGGAUGGGGCCACCUCCCGUGGAGAUUUCAUGGCACUGCUGGACCAGUUUGGCAAUCAUUACAUCCAGGAGGCAGUGUAUGGCUUUGAGGAGUCCUGCUCCAUCUGGUAUCCCAACAAGCAGGUCCAGAGGCAGCUUUGGCUGGAGUAUGAGGACAUCAGCAAAGGAAACUCCCCCUCGGAUGAGUCGGAGGAGCGUGAGCGGGACCCCAAGGUGCUCACCUUCCCUGAGUACAUUGCCAGCUUGUCCGAGUCAGGCACCAAGCGCAUGGCAGCCGGUGUGCGGAUGGAGUGCCAGAGCCGAGGGCGCUGCCCCUCCUCCUGCCCACUCUGCCAUGUCACUUCUAGUCCCGACGUGCCAGCCGAGCCCAUCCUGCUGGAGGUCACUAAAGCAGCCCCCAUCUACGAGCUGGUCACCAACAACCAGACACAACGGCUCUUGCAGGAAGCCACCAUGAGCUUGCUGUGGUGCUCAGGGAGUGGGGACGUCAUUGAGGACUGGUGCCGCUGUGACUCAAGUGCCUUUGGGGCUGACGGGCUGCCCACCUGCGCGCCUCUCCCACACCCCAUCCUCCGGCUCUCCACUGUUCAUGAGCCCAGCAGCACACUGGUGGUGCUGGAAUGGGGGCACUCGGAGCCCCCCAUCGGGGUGCAAAUCGUCGACUACCUCCUCCGUCAAGAGAAAGUCACUGACAGAAUGGAUCACUCCAAGGUGGAGACAGAGACUGUGCUGAGCUUUGUGGAUGAUAUCAUCUCUGGUGCCAAGUCACCCUGCGCCAUGCCGGCCCAAGUGCCUGACAGGCUGUCCUCCACCAUCUCCCUCAUUGUUCGCUGCCUGGAGCCUGACACCACCUACAUGUUCACACUCUGGGGAGUUGAUAAUACGGGAAGACGCUCCAGGUCCAGUGAUGUGACGGUCAAGACCCCCUGCCCUGUGGUAGACGACGUGAAAGCUCAAGAAAUAGCAGACAAGAUCUACAACCUCUUCAACGGCUACACCAGUGGUAAGGAGCAGCAAACAGCCUACAACACUCUGCUGGACCUGGGUUCCCCUAGCCUGCACAGAGUCCUUUACCACUACAACCAGCACUACGAGAGCUUUGGGGAGUUCACCUGGCGCUGUGAGGAUGAGCUGGGGCCCAGAUGUGAAAUCCAGCCCCAGUUUGCAAAGGACAUCUGACAUCUGUUGUGAUGGUUUGCAUGAGGAGCACAUAAAAUUCUUUAUGUGACAGAUUGGAGUCAUCACACAGCCACUGCCAUCACUGCAGCUGAGCAAUACCAUAGCCUCUCACUGCCUCAGUGAGGAGACCAAGGACCAUACAGAACAUAAGGUGGAAGCUGCCAUCUCAAGCCCCACAAGGCAGAUGUGUAUUGACAUGGAGGAGCCAAAAAUGCCACUGAAUUGCCCAGAUGUUAGCUUUGCUGUGUGAAUCGAUGAGCCAGAGGGUUAAUUCCAGCCUCUGAAAAUUCUGGAGUGCUUAGGAUGGGAUGACGCAAGUUGCUGAUGAAGUGUUUGCAGCUCGCACUACUUGGAAAGAGACAUUUAGGCAGCUGCAAUGGGUUCUGGUGAUGACAGAUCUUGGAAAGCAGACCUCCUGUUUGAUCGUCUGUGAGGGCGAAGCAUCCAGACUGGUGGUGACAGGACAAAUCACUUGCAGAUGACAUUAUUUAGCCAGCAGACAGAGUGUUUGUUUGACUGUUGCUGAUGCUCCUGAAUGUGGACCCACACGAAUGACUUUACCAUGUCCCUCCUCCUCCACGUGGCCAUGCUGCCUUCUGGCUCUGCUUGUUUGUGGUGUGCUCACCUCCCUUCUUGGAGAUGCUGGCUGCUGGAAUGAAGGAAGUGAGGGUGUGUGCAGAUAACUUGCUGGGGUUACAAAAGACAGUGCUCUCUCCCAAUCCAAGAAGGGCUGCAGAAAGCCCUGCACUUGGCAUAAGAAAAAAUGGAGGGAAAGGCGAGUCAUUUUCUAGCAAGUAAUAAGUGGAAAUGGGAUUUGAUGCGAAACCUGGUGAAGUCUGGUUGCGUCUAUGGGCUUUGAGCCAAAAUCUGUGGGAUCACAUUCAACAUUCCUGUGAGAGUACAUGAGAUGCUGGAGGAAAAGAGAAGCAGCCCCAGCACCUUGUCUAGGUGUCUAUAUAUGGGGACCAGGACAAGUGAGAAGCCAUGUACGUUCUCAUGGCUGGAAGACCUGGGCAGCUUGGGUAGCUAUCUGUGGAGUUAACACUGUGCUAAGCACCUUCACCUCUCUGCUGUGAUCUGGAAGUGAGUGCUGGGGCUUUGGAUAUCAUGUGGCUGCAGAGCUGGGCAACAUAUUGGUGGCUUCAGACUUGCCCCUUUGAGCUGCAGCCAUAUCCACAACCAAUGUCUUGAGGGUUCCCUCUCUGGAAAAGUCAAGGUUGGCUCUGUCUGAGCCUGGGGUAAAUUAAUUCCUCUCCAAGCAGCUCUGCCAUAGUGCACGUGGCCUGGAGGAGGGUUUGGAGGGGAUGUGGAUGGUCCUCCAUGCUUGGUACGCGUACCCUUGAGCUGUCUAACCAGCCACAACACAGCCAUGUGCUCCACACGCAACCCCUGCUUAUCCAAGUAGGAAUGUGACAAUGUGUUUUAAGAAUGUGUUUUCCCUAACAUCAUGGUCUGUGCCUCCACUGCCUGUUCUGUGCUGAGCAGAUGCUGAGUUAAAGCUACCAAGGGGAUGUAUCUUCUGUCUGUACUAACCCACCAACUGACCUUGAAGCUGGCUAGAGAACUUAUUCCAGCUUUUGAGACACUUAAAAUUUUGUCUGGGUUUCCAGGCACAUGUGAUACUCACCUUCAAGGCACUUGAUCUGAAUUGCCUCCAGAUUUGCCAGAUUCCCUGGACAUCGCCCAAAGUGUUAGACAAGUUUAAAAUGAACAUAACAUGUUUUAU